AUGUUGGACUCCAAAGAGGCUGCAACUCCGAUGGCAACAAAUUGCUAUCUAGAUCUUGAUGAAGAAGGCAAAGCGGUUGAUAAAAAAAUGUACAGAGGUAUGAUUGGAUCUCUAUUGUAUUUAACUACCAGUAGACCUGACAUCUUGCAUGGUGUAUGUCUUUGUGCUAGAUUUCAGUCUUUAGCAAAAGAAUCACACCUAACCACUGUAAAAAGAAUUUUGAAAUAUCUUAAGGGAACCAAGAAUCUUGGACUAAGGUAUCCCGGUGGUACAAACAUUUUUCUUGAAGGUUACAGUGAUUCUAAUUUUGGUGGUUGUAAGCUAGAAAGAAAGAGCACUAGUGACACAUGUCAUCUACUUGUAUCCUCUCUAGUCUCUUCGCAUUCAAAGAAACAAGCUUGUGUGGCAUUAUCUACCAUAAAAGCUGAAUACAUAGCAGCCAGAAGCUGUUGUGGUCAAUCUCUUGGGUCAAGAGUCACCUAG
Molecule: messenger RNA, 483 nt
Organism: Vigna radiata var. radiata (mung bean)
Lineage: Eukaryota; Viridiplantae; Streptophyta; Magnoliopsida; Fabales; Fabaceae
Exons: 1
Coding region: 1-483 (160 amino acids)
Source: RefSeq, a predicted model, not a curated record